AUGAUACCGAGCUCACGACCUCCAGCGGGGGUCACAUCGAGUAUCCUCCCGGCGACGAACGGUCCCCUGUCGUUGAUCCUAACGCUGAUAGACCUGCCAUUACACUACGCCUGUACUACAGUCCCAAACGAUAGGGUCUUAUGGGCGGCAGUCAUGGCGUUUGGGUCGAAGGGUUCACCACUGGCUGUGAUGGCACCGGCAGGUGAGGAUGGAAUAUGUUCGUGGUAUGACUCACCUCCCGGUGCCCUCACAGCCGAUGGAGAGAAUUACAGCCAAACCAACCUAACGGCCGCCCAUAAGACCCUACCAAUGGGGACGUGUGUAGAGGUGUCGUGUAAUGGGAAGUCUGUCGUCGUUAGGAUCAACGACAGGGGACCGUUCGUUGCCGGGAGGGUACUGGAUAUGAGCAGAGCUGCCGCUGAAGUGCUCGGUAUUAUUGAUAGUGGGCUCUGUCAGUGCAACCUUGCUGUUAUUCCCUUUUGUGUCUAAAGUUAAUUGAUCCAGCUAUAUGCAUAUAACACAUUUUUGUAUUUUUCAAUUCAAGCAAUGGUUACCUCUAUAAUAAAAAGUUGACAAUUGCAUUUAAUAUGACAUUAUUUUUAAAUGACCAAAAUUAUUAAAAUUAAUUAUAAUUAUAAAUUAUCUUAAAUUUUAAUAAAAAUUAAAUUUACUUGAAA
Messenger RNA from Oppiella nova, 677 nucleotides. The record is from the annotation of a GenBank genome assembly. Lineage: Eukaryota; Metazoa; Arthropoda; Arachnida; Sarcoptiformes; Oppiidae.